AUGAUAUCAAAAAAAAAUUGCAACUCUGAAAUAAGAAUAAUUUUAUUGGAAAAAGAUUUUGAUGGAAAACAUAAUUUUUUAAAAUUACAAAAAGGAUGGUAUGUCCGUUUUCAAUUGGGUGAAACAUUAAUUACACAAAAUGUUAAUAUAAAUAUUUAUAGAAAUGGUGAAAAAGAAUAUAAUGAACAAUUAAAGGCUGGAAAAUUUGGUAAAGAUUCAUUUCUUGAUAUUGAAUGUACUAUAGCUGGUACAUAUUAUUUUGAAUAUGAAGGUGAUAAUGAUUCUAAAGGAAGAGGUUAUUAUCAUGUUGAACCUGAAUUAAUUGUUAAAGAUAAUCAUAAAAUUCCUUUAGAUGCCAUUUCUUGUCAAACAUAUCUAACUAAAUUACUUGGUAAUUUUGAUGAAUGGAAAGAUAAAUUGAAAGUUUCUAGAGAAUUAGGAUAUAAUAUGAUUCAUCUUACACCAAUUCAAAAACUUGGUAUUUCAGAUUCUUGUUAUUCUAUAGCAGAUCAUUUGUCAAUUGAUAGUAGAUAUAAAGGAAAUUUGCAUGAUGUUGAAAAGUUACUUCAAAAAUUGCGUGAUAAAUGGGGGAUGUUAGUUAUUCAGGAUGUUGUUUGGAAUCAUGCAGCAAAAAACUCUAAAUGGCUGGAGGAACAUCCUGAAUGUACAUUUAAUUGUGUUAAUUCUCCACAUCUUAGACCGGCUUAUCUUCUUGAUAGAGCUUUGGUUUAUUUCUCAGAAGAGAUAAGAGAUGGAAAAUGGGAAAAUAAUGGUAUUCCAGCAGUAAUUGAUAAUCAUAAUCAUUUAAAUGCCAUUAGAUAUGCUCUCCAACAUACAAUUAUACCAAAUUUAAGAUUAUGGGAAUUUUUCCAGGUAGAUAUUGAAUCUGUUAUUCAAAUAUGUUUAAGAGAAGCUGGAAUAAUGGAAGUUUAUGGUGGAAUUUCAAUUGAAAGUCCAAGUAUUGAAGAAAUAACUAUAAUUCAAGAUCCAGAAUAUAAAAGAUUUGGUUGUACAAUAAAUUAUGAUUCUGGAAUAAAACUUGCACUACAAAAAGGACAAAAUGGUUUAAUGGAAAAAUUAAGAAUAUUAAAUCAUGAUAUGUUUUUAAGAAUAAAUGAUAUGAUGAUGGAAGCUAUUAAUGCUAUCAUUGGUCACAUCAAUUAUGAAAGAGUUUCAGAUAAUGGACCAAAAUUAGGUAAAGUGACAGAUGAACAUCCUCUUGUUACUAAUUACUUUGCCUAUCCAUCUGAAUCUUCAUCUAUUGAUAAGGACGAAGAAAUUAUAUUUGAUAAAAUAAAAGGACAACAAUGUAGAGCAUGUAAUGGAUGGGUUAUGGGAGAUGAUCCAUUAAAAAAUUUUGCUGAAAGUCAUUCUCAAGUAUACUUAAAACGUCAACUUAUAAGUUGGGGAGAUAGUUUAAAACUUAAUUAUGGAUCAGGACCAUCACAUUGUCCAUAUUUAUGGAAGUAUAUGAAAGAAUAUACAGAAACUUGUGCUAAAUUAUUCUGUGGUUUUCGAAUUGAUAAUUGUCACUCUACACCAAUUCAUGUUGCAGAAUAUCUUUUAAAUGCAGCUAGAAAAAUAAAACCAAAUUUAUAUGUUAUUGCUGAAUUAUUUACAGGAAGUGAAGAAAUCGACAAUAUUUUUGUUAAUAGACUUGGAAUUACUUCCUUAAUAAGAGAAGCACAAAAUUGUCAAAAUAAGGAACAAGGAAGAAUGGUUUACAGAUAUGGAGGAAAACAAAUGGCUAGUUUUAUGGGUCAAGAAUGCAAGGCAUCAAAUUCUGUUGCUCAUGCAAUUUUGUAUGAUCAAACACAUGAUAAUCCAAGUCCAGCUGAUAAAUUUGGAAGUAUGUAUUGUUAUCUUCCUACAGCAGGUUUAGUAUCAGCAACUGCAUGUGCUAUAGGAUCAACAAGAGGAUUUGAUGAAUUUGUAACAUUUUCAAUAGAUGUUGUCAAAGAAAAACGUCAAUACAAAAGUUGGAAAGAACUUCAAGAAAAUAAUUAUGGAUUAACAAAAGCAAGAAAGCUAAUAAAUGAUUUACAUUCAAAAAUGGCUUAUGAAGGAUAUACUGAAGUGUUUGCAGAUCAAGUAACAGAUACAGUUGUUGCUGUUACCAGAAGAAAUCCAAUAAACAAUGAUGUAAUAAUAAUUAUUACACAUAAUUGUUUUGGAGAAUUUGAAUGGAAUCCUAAUGCAAAAGAUAUUGUAGUAUGUGGAAAAGUAAAUAAAAUACUUUUUGAAAUGAAAACAAAAGAAAACACAGAAUUAGAAGACAAAGAUUUAUUUAACAAAAAAGAAAGUGAUAAUGAUAAUGAAUCUGAUAACAAAAUUAGUGGUGUUUCAAGAUUCAUUGUUGAAAUCAAAGAAAAUUUGAAACCAAAUGAAUCUCAUUGUAUUGAAGUAAUCAAUGAAAAUAUUGUUAAAUUCAAGAAUUUUCCAUCUGGAAGUAUUGUGGCUUUUCAAAUAAUUCAAAAUGAAAAAAAUACUGCUGCAAUUAAUGAUGUUGAAGCUUUCAUAAAUAGUAAAGAAUCAGAAAAAGUAGAUAAAAUAAAAAAAGCUAUUGGAGAGUUAGAUCUUUAUUAUUUCAAUAAGCUUCUCUUCCGUGUAGAUGGAGAAGAACGUGAAGAUUCAGGCGAUCAUGCAUAUAAUAUUCCACACUGGGGAUCACUUCCAUAUUGUGGUUUACAAGGAAUUCGUAGCUUAAUAAAAAGAGUUGCUUCUGAUAACGAUCAAGGUCAUCCUUUGUGUCAUAACAUAAGAAAUGGAAAUUGGUUAGCUGAAUAUUGUUAUAAGCGUCUUCAGCGUGGAGAAGAACUUAAAAAGGUUGGGGAUGCUUUUCAAGACGUUCUUGAAAUUCUUCAAAACGUUCCUUCAAAUGUCAGACCAACUUAUUUUGAAAGAGUUUUUACUAUCUUGUAUAGUGAAGCAAAAAAAGGAUUUCUCAAAAAAUUAAGAGCAAAUAAAGAUUUACCGACCUGCAAAUUAGUAAAUAGAUUACUUCUAUCUUCAGCAUCAUUUGUUUCUUAUGUUAAGAAUGCCGAAUUAUCACCUAUAAGUGAAAAAUUAUUUACAACUGAACAAAAUCCUUCAUCACUUGCAGCAGGAUUACCUCAUUUUACAACAGGAAUUUGGAGAAACUGGGGUCGUGAUACAUUUAUUGCUCUUCCUGGAAUCCUACUGUUAGCUGGAAGAUUUGUUGAAGCACGAAAUAUUAUUCUUAGUUUUGCUGGAACUUUAAGACACGGGCUUAUACCAAAUCUUCUUGCAGCAGGAAAAGGAGCAAGAUAUAAUUGUAGAGAUGCUGUAUGGUUUUGGUUAGCAGCAAUCAUGAAAUACAUUGAAAUGGCUCCAUGUGGACCAGAAAUAUUAGAAAGGCCAGUCAUUAGAGUAUAUAAAAAUGACGAUGCUGAAUUUGAUCCUAAUGGUAAAGAAGAACCAUUAAAAGAAGUUAUUUAUGAGGCACUUUCAAAACAUUUUAAUGGAAUAGAAUUCAAAGAAAGAAAUGCAGGAAGGGAAAUUGAUGAACAUAUGCAAACUGAAGGUUUCAAUGUUAAUGCAUUUGUCCAUCCUGGAACUGGAUUCAUUUGUGGAGGAAAUCAAUAUAACUGUGGAACAUGGAUGGACAAAAUGGGAAGUUCUAUUAUAGCUGGUAAUAAGGGAUACCCAGCAACCCCAAGAGAUGGAGCUGCUGUUGAAAUUCAAGGAUUAGCAGUUUAUGUUUUAGAAUCUCUUGAAAAAUUAUAUGAAAAAGGACUAUAUUCAACAAAUAGUGUAACAAAUUCUAAAAAUGGAAUGAGUUGGACAUUUAAAGAAUGGGCCGGAAAAAUAAGAACGUACUUUCCUAACUUUUUCUAUGUUUAUGAAAAUGAAAGUGACGAAAUGGCACAUAGAAGAGGUAUUAUUAAAGAUUGCUUUGGAUCUACAGCACGUUAUACAGAUUUUCAGUUGAGGCCAAACUUUACAAUAGCUCUUUGUUAUGUACCAGAUCUCAUUGAAACAAAUAAAUCUUGGAGUGCUCUUAAAAUGGCUGAAAAAGUUUUAAUGAGCAGACUAGGAAUUAAAACAUUAGAUCCUCAAGAUUGGGCAUAUUGUGGAAACUAUAAUAAUCAAGAUAGUCAAGAUAAAAAAACAGCUUGUGGAUGGAAUUAUCACCAGGGACCAGAAUGGUUAUGGGUAGCUUGUUGCUAUUUAAAAGCAAAACUUGAAAUUGGAUGGAGAAGAAAAUUAGAAGGACAUAAAAAAGAUUGGAUAGAUGUAUGUAAAGAAAUUACAAAACAACUAUACAUCUAUGAAGAAUAUAUUGAUGGAAGUUUAUGGGCUUCUUUACCAGAACUAACAAAUGAAAACGGUUCUCAUUGCCCACCAUCUUGUGAAGCUCAAGCAUGGUCAAUUGGAUGUUUAUUAGAAGUCAUUCAAAGAUACAAUCAACUGUUGAAAAUGGAUGAAAAAUCUGAAUGA
Messenger RNA from Strongyloides ratti, 4461 nucleotides. RefSeq names its product Glycogen debranching enzyme, metazoa family and Six-hairpin glycosidase-like domain and Glycogen debranching enzyme family and Glycoside hydrolase, catalytic domain and Glycoside hydrolase, superfamily domain-containing protein. The transcript is spliced from 2 exons. The coding region runs from base 1 to 4461 and encodes 1486 amino acids. Gene Ontology annotation, molecular function: amylo-alpha-1,6-glucosidase activity; 4-alpha-glucanotransferase activity. Gene Ontology annotation, biological process: glycogen biosynthetic process; glycogen catabolic process. NCBI's taxonomy places the organism in Eukaryota, Metazoa, Nematoda, Chromadorea, Rhabditida, Strongyloididae. The record is from RefSeq and is a predicted model, not a curated record.